Molecule: messenger RNA, 1691 nt
Organism: Cadophora gregata
Lineage: Eukaryota; Fungi; Ascomycota; Leotiomycetes; Helotiales; Ploettnerulaceae
Exons: 3
Coding region: 174-1613 (479 amino acids)
Biological process (GO): rRNA processing; ribosomal large subunit assembly
Cellular component (GO): nucleus
Molecular function (GO): exonuclease activity; nucleic acid binding
Source: RefSeq, a predicted model, not a curated record
CACUGAUUGGUGCCGCGUGGUUGGACCAACUUAUAUCAGUCACCCUCUUCCAUUUCCACCUGCCCAUUUGUCAAAAACCUUAUCCAAAAUCUUCUUUAGAGUACACUCCUUCGACAAGAGAGCGAUAAUUCUAAGUUUCAAGUCACAUCGACUGAUUUCUCCUCUGCAUAGUCAUGGCAAAAGAAAAGAGGAAACUCACAAAGGACAAUCCCCAGUCCUCUCCGCUGCCUAGUCCAUCACAACAAUCAGAUGCAAAUAUGUCGAGUAUUGUUCUGCCUUUAAUGCCAAAACGAUCGGAUGGCAACAAUGAUACUCACAUUGUUGGAAUUACUAGCAGUGAUUUUCGCAUCCAAUCAGAGAUGAUAGUUGGUACCAAUGCCGUGAAUUCGGAUUCUGUAGGAACUUCGGACUAUAGCAUGGAGUAUAUGCAAAGACUUCGAAGCCUUGUUGCCCCAAAGACGGCGCUCGAGGAGACAGGAUACGUCUUGCAGCCUCUUUCUGAAGAUGCGAUACAGAGAAAGAAGAGAUGCGGAAGGUGUGGAAAGACGAUGCUGAAAGGGAGAGUGGAUGGUCAAGGCAAAGGCACAGAGAAAGAAAACAGACAGUCACUACUGGGUGGGGAAGGAGAUAAGGGAGUGGACGAUCAACAAAUCGAGGAGAAUAAAGAUGAAAUUCCUUUUAUGGAAGAUUUCCAACCUAAGGUGGAAGAAUGCGGAACUUCAAAAGAGGACGGUCACCGCUUGGCAUUAAAUCCACCUCAGAUUCUCAAGCCUGUAGUUCGUUGCAGAUUCCACGAUGGUAUUGUUACAUAUAAGGUAUGGUCAUGCUGCGGUAAGCAUGUGUCCGCGGACCCAUGCCAAGCAGCCGAGUUCCACCUCGCACGCGCCUACCCAGCAGGCCAACUCGAGAGUCUUUGGGCAUUCUACCCGACUCCUUGUGCAGGUGUCUCUCACCAAGUCCGAGCCGCAGUCGCCAUUGAUUGCGAAAUGGGAACUGCAAAGUCGGGAGACUCAGAACUUAUUCGCGUAACGCUUAUUGACUAUUUCUCAUCCGAGGUCCUGGUUGACAAACUGGUGUAUCCCGAUGUCGCUAUGGAGCAUUACAAUACACGGUUCUCUGGAGUAACGAGGAAAGAUAUGGAGUAUGCUCGUAGGUCAAGACAAUGUCUGCUGGGAAAGAAGAGGGCAAGAGAGGCGGUUUGGAAGUUUGUUGACCCGCAUACGAUUGUUGUGGGUCAUUCGGCUCAUAAUGACUUGACGGCGAUGAGAUGGAUACAUGAUGUUGUGGUUGAUACGUGGUUGGUCGAGUCCGAGAAUAAGAAGGCGAAAGAAGUAGAAGCGAAGGCUAAGGCUGAGCGAGACAGAAAAAAGCAAGAAGGAUCUCAGACUCAAAAUUCACCGUCUCAGGAUUUGGAUAAAUUGAAAGAGGCUCAGCAGCAUAAAGAGAGCCCGACGAAGAAAGUGAAAGGUCGGGGGACACUUUCGUUGAAGACAUUGACAUGGGAGAGGCUGAGGAGGGAAAUACAAACUACUGGAAGAAAGGGGCAUGAUAGCCUCGAGGAUGCGAUUGCGACUAGGGACUUGGCUCACUGGAACGUUCUUACGAAUUGUUGAGGGUAUAAAUGCACAAUGAAAAGCAUGUUCUUGCCUUCAUGAAUUAUAAUGAUGGCCUAUCCAAAACCGGAUUUUCCA